This is a messenger RNA of Acanthopagrus latus (yellowfin seabream), 1503 nucleotides long. RefSeq names its product DnaJ (Hsp40) homolog, subfamily C, member 12 (gene dnajc12). Lineage: Eukaryota; Metazoa; Chordata; Actinopteri; Spariformes; Sparidae. The record is from RefSeq and is a predicted model, not a curated record. The coding region runs from base 312 to 836 and encodes 174 amino acids. The transcript has 5 exons. Gene Ontology annotation, cellular component: cytoplasm.
CAUGAAUGCAGCAUGCGUCAUACAUUGAAAGGGAGCGCUGACUUUUCCCCACGAGUCAGUCAGGAGAGCUCUCCCUUGAUUACUUUAACCAGUUGGCUGUUAAUCAAUUAUUGACGCAAAGCUAGCUGACCAAAUAGUAAUAAUAAUAAUAAAAAAAAGUUCAGCUUUGAGGAUAUAGUGAGUGAGUGACCCACACCAGCACCAGCAGCAGCAGCGAGGUGGAACCCCAUCAGCGACUCUUGAACCACAGCUGUGAUCCAGGAUAGCAGAAGCUGCUCCGCUACCAGAAACUACACACAAAUCAGAUUUUCAUGGAUGCUGUUUUGAACUGCAAACCAGAGGACUUGGAGGAUUACUACGGUUUAUUAGGAUGUGAUGAGCUGUCGUCGACCGAGCAGAUUCUCAGCGAAUACAAGAUCAGAGCUUUGACUUGUCACCCGGACAAGCACCUAGACAACCCAGGAGCAGUGGCAGAUUUCCAAAAGCUGCAAGAAGCCAAAGAGGUUUUAUGCAAUGAAACCAAAAGAAAAAACUACGACCUUUGGAAAAGAAGUGGCGUUACUAUACCAUUUCAUGACUGGCAAGCCUUGAAUGACUCGGUUAAAACCUCAAUGCACUGGGCCGUGAGAAAUAAAAAGGAGCCAAUGUUGGAGGCCUCAGAAGCAGAAAUCCCUGUCACUUCCCAAACAGAGGACCCUCAUGCUGCGAAGGAAUCACCAGGGAUCCCUUCACAUGAUGCCAUGCCAUCCUCAAGUGAUUACUGCCAUCGACGUUUCCGUUUUGCUGCUGACUCGCCAUCUACCCUGCUGCAGAGGUUUAGAAAUUAUGAAAUAUAAUGUAAUUGAAUUGUUUGAUUUUGUUCAGAUGUUUGUGUUCACUGUCGUCUUGUUGUCCAUGUUCAGUUGGGACCAUGUUCACCGUGCUGUCAGUUAUUGUGAAGAGAGCUGCAACAGUGAGUCGAACAAUCGAUAACACAGUCGAAAGAAAAUUAACUGCCAACUAAUUUGACAACAGAAAUGUCAAACAUUUGCUGGUUCCAGCUUCUAAAAUAUGAGGAUUUGCUGCUUCUUGCAUCAUUUAUGACAGUAAAUGAAGAGUCUUUGGGCUUUGGAGUUUGUUGGUUGGACAAAAGAAGCAAUUUGGCCUCUGGGGAAUUGUGCCAAGCAUUUUUUCACAAUAAAGUAAACAAUCAAUCAUCAGUCAGAUGAUAAUUGUCACAUUAAUCGAUAAUGAAAAUAAUCACUAGUUGCAGCUCUACUUGUGAAUACGGUCCAGCUGUCCCUCCUCUACCCUUCUUGCAUAAACAGGAAAUCUCUAAAUGUGUGAAAUACAUUGCGAGUCAGACAGUUGCAUAGUGGUUGUAUGAUUCAUUUAUUUUGUUAUUGACUUCACCACCCAAUGGAGGUAUGAGCAUGCCUUAUAUCUUUUAUGCGGUAAUGUGUCUUCUUGUGUUACCGUCAUAAUCAUAAUGUUGGAAAAAUAAAACUGAAACAUGUUGUGUCA